AUGAAGGCUGCUUGUACCGCCUAUCGAUGCCUCACCAAAGAUCUAGAAGGCUGCGCCAUGAACCCAGAGAUGACAAUGGAAAGUAUCGGCAGUUUGCACGGGGCAGCCGGCGGCAGCAGCGGCGGCGGCGGCGGCGGCGGGGGCCCGGCCCAUGAGCAGGAGCUGCUAGCCAGCCCCAGCCCUCACCACACGAGCCGGGGCUCAGGCUCGCUACGGGUCCAGCCUCCUCACCAGGACCUGGGCACCGCGUCCUCCCGGUCAGCGAUGGUGACCAGCAUGGCUUCCAUCCUGGACGGGGGGGACUACCGUCCGGAGCUGUCCAUCCCGCUGCACCACGCCAUGAGCAUGUCCUGCGACUCGUCCCCUCCGGGCAUGGGCAUGAGCAACACCUACACCACGUUGACGCCACUCCAGCCCCUGCCGCCCAUCUCAACGGUCUCCGACAAGUUCCACCACCCACAUCCUCACCACCACCCGCACCACCACCCACACCACCACCAUCAUCACCACCAGCGCCUGUCGGGCAAUGUCAGCGGGAGCUUCACCCUCAUGCGGGACGAGCGGGGACUACCAGCCAUGAACAACCUCUACAGCCCCUACAAGGAAAUGUCCGGCAUGGGGCAGAGCCUGUCUCCCCUCGCAGCCACCCCUUUGGGAAACGGCCUGGGCACUAUCCACAACUCCCAGCAGGGCCUACACAACUAUGGGCCCCCAGGGCACGACAAAAUGCUCAGUCCCAACUUCGAAGCCCACCACACUGCCAUGCUGGCCCGAGGGGAUCAGCAUCUCUCCCGGGGACUAGGCACCCCGCCCGCUGCCAUGAUGUCGCACCUCAAUGGGAUGCAUCACCCGGGCCACGCGCAGUCCCAUGGGCCGGUGCUGGCCCCGAGCCGGGAGAGGCCCCCCUCCUCCUCCGGCUCGCAAGUGACCAACUCGGGGCAGCUGGAAGAGAUCAACACCAAAGAAGUGGCCCAGAGGAUCACUGCUGAGCUGAAGCGCUACAGCAUCCCCCAGGCGAUCUUUGCCCAGAGGGUGCUGUGCCGUUCUCAGGGGACCCUUUCUGACCUGCUUAGGAACCCCAAACCUUGGAGUAAACUGAAAUCUGGCAGGGAGACCUUCAGGAGGAUGUGGAAAUGGCUACAGGAACCAGAGUUUCAGCGGAUGUCCGCCUUACGCCUGGCAGGCGACCGCUCGUACCGCAAAGGUGCUUGCCGCUUGCAGGGCUGGUUUAACACAUGCCAAGCCGAUUUGGGUAAUGUGACAGGCAACAUGCUCACAGAUGCGGCUUCGGGAGGCGUUUCUGCUCUGACAUCUGCCUCCUUCACUGGCA
Gracilinanus agilis (Agile Gracile Mouse Opossum) is the source of this 1330-nucleotide messenger RNA. It is a transcript of the gene ONECUT2, whose product is annotated as one cut homeobox 2. Gene Ontology annotation, molecular function: RNA polymerase II cis-regulatory region sequence-specific DNA binding; DNA-binding transcription factor activity, RNA polymerase II-specific. Gene Ontology annotation, biological process: regulation of transcription by RNA polymerase II. The annotation marks the transcript as partial. The transcript is spliced from 2 exons. NCBI's taxonomy places the organism in Eukaryota, Metazoa, Chordata, Mammalia, Didelphimorphia, Didelphidae. The record is from RefSeq and is a predicted model, not a curated record. Gene Ontology annotation, cellular component: nucleus.